This is a messenger RNA of Panicum virgatum (switchgrass), 1121 nucleotides long. Its product is annotated as light-harvesting complex-like protein OHP1, chloroplastic. The transcript is spliced from 3 exons. Lineage: Eukaryota; Viridiplantae; Streptophyta; Magnoliopsida; Poales; Poaceae. The record is from RefSeq and is a predicted model, not a curated record. The coding region runs from base 185 to 529 and encodes 114 amino acids.
ACGAGCUGGCCGAGCCGAGCCGGAGCCGAGAUCCACCCCAACAUGUGACCCCAAGGCGGCCACGUACAAUUCAUCUUAUCCUCUAACGUCUGGUUCAUCUUGUCCCCUAAAACAUGCACAGUCCUGGACCCGACUCUUCCAGAAGGAACAGCAAGAACAGAAAACCAGAGGUGCAAUCCCAGCAAUGGCAGCAAAGUGUGCUCUUUCUGCCCCAUCCAGCUGCUUGGUUCGCCAACCCCUCUGCGGCAACGAGCUCGCCAAGAAACUCACUCCAUGCCUGCUGCCGUCGCCAAGAGCCGUGAGGGUGAGAGUGAAUGCUGCAAAGCUUCCUCCAGGGGUUGAGGUGCCCAGGGUGCAGCCGAAGUUGAGCGAGCCCUUCUUGGGGUUCACCCAGACUGCCGAGAUCUGGAACUCCAGGGCCUGCAUGAUGGGACUCAUCGGCACCUUCAUCGUGGAGCUGGUGCUGAACAAGGGGAUUCUUCAGAUAAUUGGGGUGGAGGUGGGGAAGGGCCUCGACCUUCCUCUUUAAUUGCCAAUCUGAUGGCAACCUUACUCUCUCUGUUUUUUUUUUCUUUUUGAAACCUAGCUACUAUAUAUUUCUCUAAACAUUAUUCUGUCGAAUGAAGAUACUCAUGCAAUUCUGUUGUGUAACCAUAUGACAGUUUUUUUAAGUUCUCAAAGCUAUCUGUGCUGCACUUGAGAAAAUCAAAAGUAUUAGAAUAUGAGUCCUAAACAGCAUAGAAAGGGUUUUCAAUACUUUAGUUAUCCUCGGAGCAUGGAUCAUCUGGAAGCACUGGAACAGUUGCAUUUUUUUAUGGAUCUGCCCCUACCCUCCAGAAUGCCCUGCAGGCCUUUCAAAGUGAAGCACUUCUUUGGCAAUUUGCAGGAGCAAAAGGGCUUGCCGCCCUAGGUCUUGGCCGUGUAGGAUAGUGGAGCCAUUAGUGUGUUUGGCUGUGGUCAGAUCCUAGAUCUUUUCUUUUCUGUAAUAGUUUCUCUUUUGGUGAGUUUGUUUUUUCUCCACCCCAUUCUGGUCCAAGGUGGGAGUGGUUUUAUUGUAAUUGGACUAUCUCUUCUCCUUAAUACAAAGAUACGCAGCUCUCAUGUAUGUUCGAGGAAAAAAA